AUGGCAACGAACAAUGCAUACCCCAUAUCCUCAAAUUCACGGACAAAAUUGAACGCUUUUCGCUUCCAAGAAGGCGAAGUCGUUCCCGAAGGCGUCAACUCGAAAGACGAGACGAAACCAGUUAAUGGGAGCAAAGAACUCAAAAACUCGGGCCCAAACAGUGUGGCAGAGCUGAUGCAGGCCUCUUCUGACAGAGUAUGCCCUCCGCCGAGCGAAGCUAAAGCACCGGAAGCUCAAGCACAAGAAUCAAGACCGAUUAAAGAAUGCCCUCAGACCCCAGGAAACAGGAUACCUCUGGCAGAUUUGAUCAGCAACGCUGAGGAUUCGUUUGAUCCCGCGCCAGGCCCGGAGGUGACACCAGUCGAUCAUGUCAUCUGGCAGCAUGUGCCUGCCAGCUCGAACCCAGACACCUCGUCCCAGACGCCAGCGGGUCGUCGCAGGAAGCGCCGACACACCCUCUUCAAGACACCGCAACAUGAUAUGGCUGCUGAAUUGUGGAAUAACUACAUGGAUAAAAACAUGGUCGAUGGCCCGGAUGAUCUUCCACCGCCACGAUUCGCGAAUCUUCUUUCCUCAUCGCCCCAGACACCGGGAUCAGGCAGAACAAGCCGAGACUCGUCAGGGCUGAGACGUGCGAUUAGCUGCACUACCGAUUUCCCCACCUCUCGAACAAAACGACGACGAGUCAGCAGGCUAGAUGUUGGUCCCAGUCGCGGCAUUCAACGAACUAGCAGCAAUGUUGAAUCUGGGAGACCUAAGUCCUCAAGGAUCAACUAUCUUGUGGAGAAGAUUGAGAGAAGCAUACACAUGGCCCCUGCUGAUGUGGGUCCACCUGGAUCGUCACCUCUGCGCCAACAUAUGGAUGCGCGAAGGUGUCGAUCGUCUUCACCGACGAAGGACCGUAGGCUUCAUGGGGCCGACAAAGGAACCGCGGAAUCUCCUCCUGCUGUACUGCCUGAGAAAGUAAGACCUGGAACACUGCCUGUUCUUCAAGAGUCAUCUUCCGAGUUCGGAGACGAUGAUCUUGAUCAAGGUCUGAUGGACCUGGCCGACCCCUCGGAGGAUCCUUUCAUUGAGCCGGCACAUGCAUCUAAUGAGUUUGGUUCUCUGGGAUCUUCUGGCUGGGCUACCCUUGACGCAGAAAAAUCUCGUUCAUGGCAGCCCAAAAAGAACUCAAUGCUCGACAGCAAACCUUCCAUACCCAUACCCCAUAACACUACGACUAACGAAACAAAACGCGAUGAAUUCGAUGACUUUGAAGAUGAAUAUGACGAUCUGCCUGCCAACUUGCAGGAAAUACUUGCAAAAUGUGACACAAACCCCGUUCCAGUCAAUUCAUCAAAGCCAACAACCCCUGGGCCAUCCUUGCAAAAGUCAGAUGCUGCGAAUGUCCCAGUGAAUGGUAGCAAGCCUCCAACCGCCGCACCUGUCAAACCUGAGAUGGUAUCAUCGGAUGAUGAGUUUGAUGAUGAUUUUGAUUUGGAAGCCAUUGAGCAAACUAUGAAGCAAGCAGAUGAAGGAGGGCCUUAUAACCUAAAAGGUCGACAAGCUAUCAAACGUUACCAGAUCGUUGACAUCACGAAGAGCACAUAUGUUACUCCGAAAGGACGUACUCAGCCAGAGCAGGUCUUGCUAGUUGAAGACGAGAAGACCCGAGAACGCAAGGUUGUUAUUUUACGAGAUUCAUGGUUUGACACUCCCUGCAGCAAGGACUCGUAUAUCCAUCUGGUCGGGGACUUCAACGCAGCCGGCCAAUGCGUUGUGGAUAAUCUGAACCACAUGAUCAUCCUUCACCCUGACCAUCUCAUUUCUGCUACGGUUGUAGCAGACUCGAUAGACUGCCAGCGGCGAGCUGUCCUUCAAGAUCGAGUCAAAGUCAUUGCCGCACUUGAGCGACCGCAAGCCUUCGGAGUGUUUUUCCACGAAGUCUUUCAAGAAGCCCUCAAAGCGAACCAAUGGGAUAUGGAGUCAUUGAAGACAUUGGUCGAAACUAUUAUGGGCAGACACGUUGAGGAGCUGUACUCGAUCCAAAUGAGUAUCCCUGAAGCUGUUGAAUAUCUCAUGAGCAGGAUGCCUGCUGUUCUCGACUGGGCAGAUGCUUUCUUGCAUGUCAAACCACAGGCCAAGUCUAUGGUUGAAGACCGCAAUAACUCUAAGCUGAACUUGAGUAUUAACAAACUGCUUGAGGUCGAGGAGCACAUCUGGUCGCCAAUGUAUGGCCUCAAAGGUAACAUCGAUGCGACGGUACAAGUUACUUGUCGUGAAGAUAAAAUGGAGAAGAACCUGGUGGUUCCGCUGGAACUCAAGACUGGGCGAAGAGAUACAAACCAGUCACACAGGGCUCAAACAGCUCUCUACACUCUACUCUUGUCGGACCGCUAUGAUCUUGAUUAUCCGGGGGUCCGGCACGAACUACUCCAGAUGAUCCAGGUGCGCAAUCACCUCGCUGGCUAUAUUCGCGAAAGGCAGCAGCUUCCACCGAUGUUGAAGAAAGCUCGUCAAUGUAUUCGAUGCUAUGCUAAGACCCCUUGCCUGAUCUAUCACAAGCUCUCCGAGGAUGGCGAUGGCGAAACCAGCGCACUUGGCGAGGAUUUCGAUGCAGCUGUUGGUCAUCUGAACGAUGGUGAUCGGGACUUCUUCCGUAAAUGGGAUGAACUUUUGACCAAAGAAGAGGGCAAUCUUGUGAAGUUCCGGCGAGAGCUUUGGACAUUGCUGAGCAGCGAGAGAGAAGCCCUGGGCCGAUGCUUCGGGGAUGUCGUUAUCGAUCCUCAUUCUGUGUAUGAGGAAAACACUGGGACAAAGAUAAACCGCUACCAUUAUACGUUCGUCAAAAGACAAGCGCCUCCUGGUUUCUCCUUUGCUGAGUCUCAAAUAUCUGUCGGUGAACCGAUUGUCAUUUCGGAUGAAAAGGGCCAUUUUGCUCUCGCCAAUGGAUACGUGGUGCAUACUAGUUCAUCACACAUCAAGGUUGGCGUGGACCGGAAACUCCACAAUGCGCGAUCAAAGACGGCUGGUUUCGAUGCGGUCACAAAUCAGUCUUUCAGGGGAAUCAUGGAAGUUGGAAAAGAAGAGCCUGCUGCUCUCGAAACCCCAGGCGAGCAGCUCGUUUACCGGAUCGACAAAGACGAGUUUAGCAACGGCAUGGCUAUUGUUCGAAACAACCUCAUCUGUAUGAUGGAUAAAGACUUGUUCCAAGCGAGACAGCUUCGACGGCUUAUUGUUGAGGGGCAAGCUCCCGCCUUCAAGACGACAUCAUCUUCAUACACGAUCUCCGAUCCUGGCAACCUCAACGUGGAUCAGAGACAAGCCAUUGAUAAAGUGAUGAGUGCCAAAGACUAUGCUCUUGUCCUCGGAAUGCCUGGGACUGGAAAAACCACGACCAUUGCCCAUAUUAUUAGAGCCCUUGUCGCACAAGGCAAGAGUGUUCUUCUUACAUCUUACACCCACACUGCAGUUGAUAACAUUCUGUUGAAGAUUCGGGACGACAACAUUCGUGUGCUGCGUAUAGGUGCAACUGCCAAAAUCCAUCCAGAUGUUCAGGAAUUUGCCGACCUUGCCGCAAUCCCGAAAUCAACCAUUGAAGAACUCAAGGAUUCAUACGAAAAGCCGCAGGUCGUUGCUACGACAUGCCUCGGAGUCAACCAUAACAUUUUCAACCAACGCAUCUUUGACUAUUGUAUUGUCGACGAGGCAUCACAGAUCACGCUCCCAGUCUGUCUCGGCCCGAUUCGUAUGGCAAGGACUUUCAUCCUGGUCGGUGACCACUAUCAAUUGCCACCGCUUGUGCAGAAUAAGGCGGCCCAGGAAGGAGGACUUGAUAUCAGUCUCUUCAAACUACUCUCGGACGCACAACCAGAUUCGGUUGUCAAUCUAGAGCACCAGUACCGCAUGUGUGAGGAAAUCAUGUUACUUUCCAAUACUCUGAUCUAUUCGGGCCGUCUCAAAUGCGGCACGCCGCAGGUAGCAGCCCGAUCUUUGGAUAUACCCAACAUUAACGCCCUCGAGAAAUUCCAUGUCGAGGACUUGAGCCAUGCCCCAUCACAGUCACAAGGAGAAAUAUGCCCGGGUACCCCCAGUAGCCCCUGCUGGCUCCGAGACUUACUGACGCCAUCUGCAAAAACGCGCCUGGUCAAUACCGAUCCCAUCGGCCCUGCAGCCCUUGAGAUAGCACAGGGAAACCGAGUCGUGAAUCACAUGGAAGUCUUCCUCUGCUCGCAACUUGUGGAGUCAUUCAUUGCCUCUGGUAUCCCCGCGCGCAACAUUGGUGUGAUCACUUUCUACCGCAGUCAACUCUCGCUCCUUCGCCAGAGCUUGCGACGUCAUACCCCGGAUCUAGAAAUGCACACUACAGACAAGUUCCAAGGUCGCGACAAAGAGGUCAUUAUCCUGAGCUGCGUGCGCAGUAACGCCGAAAACAACGUCGGCGAGCUCCUGCGCGACUGGCGCCGUGUUAACGUCGCCUUCACCCGUGCCCAAACCAAGCUCCUAGUUGUCGGCAGUAGAUCCACUCUCCGCGAUGGUAACGAGCUCCUUUGCAAGUACGUUCGUCUGAUGGAAAGCAAAGGCUGGGUUUAUAAUUUGCCUUGCGGGGCGAUAGACAAGCAUUUCUUCCCUUCUUGUACCACGCAGUCGCAACUCAUGUCUCCGGGUGCGGCCUUGACUCCUAGCUCUGCCAAGGGUAGAGACAAGGGCAAGAACAAAUCGCCUUCUUCCCGCUCUACACGUGAACCACUGAGCCCACUAGGCUCCCGGCAGCCGGCGUCCGGCCUUCGAAGGCCUUCAAAGACAGGUGCGAAGUUGUUUAACGGUACCAAUGUUGUUGGGAAUCGGCCCAUCCUGCGAGACAUAGUGAAUGACUUGACGGGAUAG
Messenger RNA from Penicillium crustosum, 4869 nucleotides. Its product is annotated as bifunctional ATP-dependent DNA helicase/ssDNA endodeoxyribonuclease DNA2. Bases 1 to 4869 code for a protein of 1622 amino acids. The transcript is spliced from 7 exons. Gene Ontology annotation, molecular function: single-stranded DNA helicase activity; 5'-flap endonuclease activity. Gene Ontology annotation, biological process: replication fork reversal. The record is from RefSeq and is a predicted model, not a curated record. Gene Ontology annotation, cellular component: cytoplasm. NCBI's taxonomy places the organism in Eukaryota, Fungi, Ascomycota, Eurotiomycetes, Eurotiales, Aspergillaceae.